Molecule: messenger RNA, 2041 nt
Organism: Zychaea mexicana
Lineage: Eukaryota; Fungi; Mucoromycota; Mucoromycetes; Mucorales; Lichtheimiaceae
Exons: 6
Coding region: 288-1610 (440 amino acids)
Molecular function (GO): actin binding
Source: RefSeq, a predicted model, not a curated record
UCAAAAAAUAAAAAAUAACAUCAAAUGCCAUCCGUGACGCUUCCAACAGCUCAGGACAAAAAUACUGUUCGGAAAGCGGUUCCAUCCUCGAAAAUCCUCACGGCAGCUGUUGCUCGGCUGUUUGUCGCCUCCCCUGACCCAAAUAGAUGGUCCUAUGCCAAAGUAUGGGGUGCAGUGGCAUUCUGCAAAGACAAGAACAAGAACGAUUCCUUUUUCAUACGGAUAAUCGACAUUGAGGUAAUACAUAAAGAGGGAAUGAAGCCGGGGUUGUAAGGUAUGCGUGCGUUAUGGUGAAGUGUAGGGAGACAGCUAGGCUUACUAUAUGCACAUGCCCGGAUUUUUUCGGUAUUUUGCAGAAUCAAUCGGGUGUUCUAUGGGAACAAGAGCUCUAUAGCGGCUUUGAAUAUAGCAAGGAAAAACCAUUCUUUCACACGUUUGAAACAGACGAUUACCUAGCAGGGUUGAUGUUUGUAGACGAGGGCGAGGCAGACACGUUCUACAAAAAGGUCUUGAACCGGGAAUCAAUAAAACUGGAUGACGGAACUGGCAAAGCAGGAUUUCUCAAGAAGGCGAACGGACGAAAGAAAGGCAUCGACAAGAAUCAGAUUGGCAUGCCUUCAGAGUUUCGGCAUGUUGGACAUAUCGGCUAUACACCUGAUAAAGGUUUCAGUAUCGAGAACAAUGACCCUGAAUGGAGCGGUGUAUUCGAACAGCUGAAAGCUCUUGGCAUUACCCCAGACGAAAUCAACCAAAAUCAAGACUUUAUCCACGAAUUCUUACACCAACAUGGCGGUAGUGUUCCGCCCAAAAAAUCAUCUGCUGGCGGUGCUCCCCCACCUCCGCCUCCACCCGGUCGUAGCAGCAGACCGCCUUCAGCGAAAAAGACCCCUCCACCUCCGCCACCACCUCCAUCCAGCCGUCGCGCACCGCCUCCACCACCGCCUCCACGAAAAUCUGCCAAUAGUCGAGGACCGCCUCCACCGCCUCCAGCAAGAAACAACACUGUCAAUGCAUCACCACCUGCACCUUCCGCACCUCCGCCACCACCACCAACCGCAACACGUGCUGUGCCUGGCCCACCUCAACUGCCGACGCGUGGAAGCCGUCAAAUGCAACCACCACCUGUUCCUUCUUUAGGACGUCCAAACAUACCCAAACCGCCAACGUCUGCUGCACCGCCCCCUCCGCCUCCGCAACCGCCAAUCGCAUCUGGCGGUGCCCCACCCCCUCCACCUCCUCCACCGCCACCACCACCAGCAGGUGGUGCUCCACCUCCACCUCCUCCACCUCCGCCAGCUCCAGGUGCUCCUGCAUCAUCCGGUCCACGGUUACCUGCAUCUGGUGACGGACGCGCUAACCUCAUGGAAUCCAUUCGCGCAACAGGUGGUUUUGGUAGUCUCAAAUCAAGUGGCAAGAUGCGUGCUGCAAGUGACAGUAGUCCUCCUCGAAGCAAUACUCCAGCCGCUGUGGGUGUUGGAGCAGCAGCAGGUGCCGGAGCAGCAGCAGCAGGCGGUGGAGAUCUUGCUUCAAGUUUAGCAGCUGUGUUAUCCGCACGUAAGGGAGCGAUGGCGUCUGAUAGUGAAGAUUCCGAUGAUGAGGAGUGGGAUUGAAAUAAAAAGCUUUCUGAAAUUGCCACUGCAUCGUACAACAUACCGAUAUUCUUACAAAAGCUUAGACUCUAGGAGUAUAUGUGCUAUACACUCAUUUUACUAGCGCAUAAAGUGAAUGAAAUACACAGAUGAACGAAAAAAUAUGUUUGGAAAUGCUUAUUGUUUAAAGAACUAAAAGUAGUACAGUGUGUGUUACAUAUAGAGUAAACUAUGUAUUAGAAUGAAUAUGUAUUAAGUGUAUGUAGUGCGUUAGGUCUUUAAAUGUCGGUGCCCUUCAUGGGUGAUAUGUGCUACAAACGGAAUGGGUUAGCAUGGUUUCCUUCUGUUUUUCGCCCUGUUAUUCUUGUUUUUGUUUUAAAUAUGUAUAAGGGAAGGGGGAUAACGGAUGGCGCACACAGUCAUCGAUUCGCUUGAUAACGACCGUUAACGUG